Molecule: messenger RNA, 1760 nt
Organism: Mollisia scopiformis
Lineage: Eukaryota; Fungi; Ascomycota; Leotiomycetes; Helotiales; Mollisiaceae
Product: serine carboxypeptidase
Exons: 4
Coding region: 58-1554 (498 amino acids)
Biological process (GO): proteolysis
Cellular component (GO): fungal-type vacuole
Molecular function (GO): serine-type carboxypeptidase activity
Source: RefSeq, a predicted model, not a curated record
CCGCAUUCCGUCUUCAUUCACAUCUCCAAAGAUCGAUUCAAGUUGAAUCAUUGCACCAUGAAUUACUUGUAUCUGCUCCCGUGCAUUAUCACCUCAAUUCUUGCCUCAAAGGUCUCGCAGGCUCCUUUGCUUCAUGAUCACGAUCCAUCCGUUUCUGACUUCACGACUUACCAAAGUGAGGUGUCGUCCAGCCACUCAAUUCGUGUCAAGCGCCAGAAUGCUACUUUGUGCGAUACACCUGUAGAUCAGUACACAGGUUGGCUUGAUGUUGGCGCGAAGCAUCUCUUCUUCUGGUAUUUCAAAGCUGAGAAUGCUGCAUCAGACAAUGACGACGAGCCACUUGCAUUGUGGCUUACUGGAGGGCCAGGGGGCUCAAGUAUGUUGGGAAUGCUCCAAGAACUUGGUCCUUGCCUCAUCAAUAAGCAUGGCAAUGGCACUGUAUAUAAUCCUUUCGGCUGGAACAAGGAAACAGCGUUGAUUUUUGUGGACCAACCUGCUGGAGUUGGUUUCUCUUAUCUUGAUGAGGGAGAGCCGGUACCUGGCGACUCCUUCACCAGUGCUGCUGACAUGCAUCUCUUUCUGCAAGUGUUCGUGAGCAAAGUGUUCCCUGAGCAUAAGAACGGGCCAUUGGUGAUCACAGGAGAGAGCUAUGCUGGCCAUUAUCUUCCUGCUCUAGGAGCCCAGAUUGUCAGUCAAAACAUUCUGUAUCCAAAGCAAGCACAAGUUCCCUUGAAGUCCUUAGCUAUCGGCAAUGGCUACGUAUCUCCCUUGGAUACUGCGUAUGGAUACUGGGAAACUUUGUGUACUACCAAUCCUGGUGUAGACAAGCCGAUCUUCAACGAAACGAUAUGUGAUAUCAUGGCCACAAAUCUUCCUCGUUGUAUUGCAGUGGCCAAGACUUGUUACGACUAUCCAGAUCCUGCGAUUUGCAAUGCUGCUGCUAAAGUCUGCUGGGAUGGUGUUAUCGUCUUCUACGAUGGUGAAUCAUAUGCUGGAGGUCGCAAUCGAUUUGAUAUCACUGCGCCAUGUGAUCUGGAUGAGUUCUGCUACCCUGAGACAGAGUUAGUUCAGGAUUAUCUCAAUCUGGAGUCUUCUUUCAAUGCACUUGGCGUACCCAAAAAUGUCAGGAAAUUCGAGGUUGGCUCACAUGCUGUGGAAGAGGCGUUCCAGCUCACAGAAGACCUGGAAAUCACAAUGAAACCUCAACUGGAGUAUCUCCUUGCCAAUCAGAUAGAUGUUCUGAUUUAUCAAGGCAAUCUAGAUCUUGCCUGUAACACUGCAGGAGCAAAGCGAUGGACUGCCAACAUGCCUUGGAAAGGUCAGAGCGCCUUCACUUCCAAAGAGUUGAAACCGUGGAAAAGUACAAAAGACGGCAAGGAAGUGGUAGCCGGAACUUUCAAGGAAGUCAACGUGAAGAUGAUGGAUGGUGAUGAGAAGACCACGAGAUUCGCACUCGUGACUGUCGAUGGUUCUGGGCAUAUGGUUCCAAUGGAUCAACCAGAAAUAUCUUUGGAUAUGUUGAACAGAUGGCUGGCCGGCAAAUCGUUUGACUGAGGGGCUUUUCUAGAUGUGCAUCAUAUCCCUACGGAACACAGACGACUCCUUCGGAAGUUGCUGGGGGCUCAGACGUACAAAAGUUGUGAAGGAACGCAUGAAAGUAUCCCACCCAAAAAGGAUUCCAAGGUUGGUAAAACAUCUUUUUCUUUGACAUCUAUCUAGUAAUCAAUCUAUGUACGAAUUUACCAUGAAUUGCUUCCAUG